Messenger RNA from Phoenix dactylifera (date palm), 1421 nucleotides. Its product is annotated as tobamovirus multiplication protein 2A-like. The record is from RefSeq and is a predicted model, not a curated record. Lineage: Eukaryota; Viridiplantae; Streptophyta; Magnoliopsida; Arecales; Arecaceae. Gene Ontology annotation, cellular component: membrane.
GCGGCGUAUGCGGAGAAAAAAAUAGAUAUUAAGGAAAAAAGAAAAAAGAAUAUAAAAUAGAAAGUUGGGAAAUGGAAAUGAGGAAGCCCUUUCGCUUUAGCUGCAGGCCUCUUUUCUGGACGAAUUCGCCGUCGCCCUUCGAAGCACUACUACGGGCUUCGAUUUCUUCAGAAUCACUUUUAUGGAAUUAGGGUUUUUGGUGACGAGAUCGCGGUUUAAAGGGGGAUAUCUGAUUUGAAUUCGGUAAUUGGAAGAGUACGAGGAGGAGGAGCUUUGAUCGGAGGGUUUUGGGGGGAUCAUGGCGUGCCGAGGGUUUUGGGAAUGCCUACUGAAGCUUCUCAAUUUCUUGCUGAUGCUCACCGGAUUGGCGAUGGUAGGGUACGGUGCGUACUUGCUGGUGGAGUGGAUCAAGAUUUCUUCUGGUCAAGAUGAUGGUCCGAUAUCGCCUGUUAGUGAUAAUUAUGAAUUAUUGAAGCUUGGCCGACCCAUGCUUGCAGUUGUUACUCUGUCCGAAAGUAUUCUUGAUAAACUCCCCAAAGCUUGGUUCAUUUACUUAUUUAUCGGUAUUGGAGUUAUUCUCUUCAUCAUAUCUUGCUUUGGUUGUAUCGGAGUAAUAGCGAGGAAUGGAUGCUGCCUAUCUUGCUAUUCUGUAUUGGUGAUCUUGUUGAUCCUAGUUGAGCUGGGUGCUGCAGCUUUCAUAUUCUUUGAUCAUAGCUGGAAAGAUGUAAUUCCAGCUGAUAAAACAAGAGACUUUGACAUGAUAUAUGAAUUUUUAAAGGAGAACUGGAAGAUAGCAAAAUGGGUUGCUCUCGGAGCUGUUAUUUUGGAGGCGUUGUUGUUCUUGUUAGCGCUUAUAGUGAGAGCAGCGAACACACCUGCUGACUAUGACAGUGAUGAUGAGUAUAUCAACCCAGGAUCUGGCUUCCGUCAACCAUUGAUCCAUCGACAAGCAGUUCCGGCAACUGGGGUUCCUGUACCUGGUACUCUGGAUCAACGUCCAAGCAGGAAUGAUGCAUGGAGCCAGAGGAUGAGGGAAAAGUAUGGUCUUGAUACCUCCGAGUUCACCUACAACCCAUUAGACCCGAGCAGGCAUCAACAAGCCUCAGCACCUCCUGCAGCAGAAAGGGGCCGUUGUACCAUACUGUGACACUCAGUGGCUAGUAGAAUUCCAUAACCAUAUUUUUCUAGUCAUUGCUUGUGAAAGUGUGAAGCUUUUGAGAGUUGACCGCUUCAGUCAGGUGUGCAGAAUAGACCAAUUGUAUAAAAUUGACAUAAAACCUGUCAUUUCACACAAACACCUCUUUGCUUGAUCGUCUGGCAACUUGGAUAGGAUUUUGAUAAUAAUGGUUGAUCUUGAUGAGUGACCUUCCCAUAACCUUAUAAUCUAUGCUAUUUUUCGUAAUAUCUUUGUUUAUAUAUAA